This is a messenger RNA of Cylindrotheca closterium, 726 nucleotides long. The record is from the annotation of a GenBank genome assembly. Lineage: Eukaryota; Bacillariophyta; Bacillariophyceae; Bacillariales; Bacillariaceae.
AUGAUGGAUACUCAAUGCAGCGUCCACCAAAGAUCAAUGGAGAGCAUCACACUCCCAACAGAGACCGAUGAAUCUGCAAGUCUCCACUUUCAAGCACCAAAGGAGGAAGAAGCCACCACUUCUUUAAGACGAGAGUAUACUAAAGAAGUUAGCUUUAACGGCCGAAUCCGAUGCAGGUUCUUUAAAACACACAUCACUGACCCGGAAAAUCUCUGGUACUCCAAGCAAGAGCUCGCGGGCCUGCGCAAACUGGACAAGAGCCUCUGUCGACUGGCAAUGAGUGGGGCUGCCAUAUCUUUCGUUGGAGAUGACGACAGUGAAGAACUCUCCUUCGUUGGCCUAUACACGGAAGCGGAACGCAAGCAACGAAUCGUCUACCCAAAAGAAGCCAAGGCAUGUGUCUUGGCUGAACAGUUGCAACAAGAAAAUGACUAUUACAACGAAUUCUUCAGUCUUUACGGCUUCAAGCGGGACCAAGAAUCCAUUGCGGAAUUUUACUCGAUCUACUCCAUCAGAGCUGCCAAGGUUGCUCAUUUGAAGGGACUGAAGCUUUCCUGGCAUGUCAUGAGCUUGUCAGCAGAGAAAUCCACUAAUAUCGAUGUUACUCAUCGAUCAUGCCGCCAACGCUCCAAGGUUACCUCUGACCGUCGCCCAGUACCGAACUCUUCGAUCCGACCGCCUGUGAGAGGCCUGAUUGCCCGCUUGACGACACCAGCAGCGGCAUAG